Pelobates cultripes (western spadefoot toad) is the source of this 891-nucleotide messenger RNA. The record is from the annotation of a GenBank genome assembly. Lineage: Eukaryota; Metazoa; Chordata; Amphibia; Anura; Pelobatidae.
AUGUCCAGCCGCAAGCCUGCCAAAAAGAGCCACAAAGACUCUCCUUUGGUGGCUGACAUGCUUACCUCGCAGAGGCAUACCGCACAAGGUGCGCCCAUGUACUCGAGUCCCAGCGACAUGGAAACCACUUGCCCUGCUAUCACGCUGGGUAUUCCCUCGGAGGCCUCUUGCAUCCUUUAUUCCCUGGCAGAGGUAAAUGGGAUUCUGGCGGCUGAAAUUGCGCACACAGAAGCGGAAGUGAAGGAGGAGGUAACCGCAUUGGAGCCCGCACCACGGUAAUUGAACAGCGCAUGGCUCGUAUAGUUUCGGACCAUAAUGGAACCGCAACACUUACCAACACCCUCCGGCACAGAAUCACAGAUUUGGAAAUAGAAGUGGAAGAUGUCUCUAACAGGUCCCGGCGCAAUAAUCUGCUCCGCGGCCUACAUGAAACAGUGGGAGAAGCGGAUUUGGAAUCUUUGAGUAUUGUGAGAAUCGUGAGUUUUUGCCAAAGCCUGCCGGACAUCCCCGAACACCUUUGGCUCGUUGACAGAGGCCCAAAAAACAGCCCUCCCAGGGAUGUCAUCAUGAAGUGGCAUUACUUCAAAAUUAAAGAGGCCAUAUUAUGAAACAGCAGAACGCAACCCUACAGAUGGGACAGAACUGAACUACAAUUAUACCAAGAUGUCGCCACGGCUACGCUUCUUCACAGAUGGGAAUGGAAACCGAUCACUGAACUGCUAUGGCAAAAAGGAUAUCACAGUUACAGAUGACCUGCCACUACCGUCUAGCUGCUCAGAAACGCUGACACCUUUGCCUGACACCUGGGAAGACCGACACUUGAACCACAAACUCAUAAAUUCAUGCCUCGGAAAAUCCUGGAUAUCAGGCCGCACGCAAGCUAUUAUCUAA